Hansenula anomala is the source of this 1455-nucleotide messenger RNA. RefSeq lists its product as uncharacterized. Bases 1 to 1455 code for a protein of 484 amino acids. The transcript has a single exon. The record is from RefSeq and is a predicted model, not a curated record. Lineage: Eukaryota; Fungi; Ascomycota; Saccharomycetes; Phaffomycetales; Wickerhamomycetaceae.
AUGCAAUCAGAGGAACAAUUUGCAACUAGUCUGCAAGAAAAUUCAUCCAUUCAAAGCUCACUUACACAGAAAAAACCUGUUAGUCUUGUGGAUAAAGAUAAAUUAGACCCUUCUUUACGUGCAUUUUAUAAGAAAUAUGGUGAUGUUGAUGUUGAAUUUAUUGAUCCUCCUGUCCAAUCACCAUGGUUUAGUAAACCUUAUGCGUUGAAUUAUUUCCAUAAGGGUAAGCUGUUUAGAACUAGAGGUUUACAAAGGAGUGCUGGUAAAUUAGAAUUGUUUUUAGAUUUGGUUUAUGUUGGUAUUGCAUCAACUUUAGCAUCAACUGCAUUGAAAGAACCAACAGGAGCUAGUUUUUUGAAAUUUGUCUUGUUAUACAUGCCUGCUAUUACGAUUUGGUCUGAUUUGAAAGAUUUUAUGAAUUACUAUUAUAAUGAUGAUUUGAUACAGAAAAUUUACGUGUGUUGGACUGAGUUGUUAUUGAUAGUUUAUGAUAAUAACUGUGAAUUUGCAGAUACAAGUACAAAAGCUUUAAGGACGGCAGUUGUUGCUUAUUUCUUGUCAAGAUUCACAUUAGCCAUAAUGUUGUUAUUCUAUUCAUUUUAUAUCAAACAACAUAGAAUACAAAUGAGAUUAUAUUGUUUAUCAUUAGCAAUCACUAGUUCAUGUUGGUUCUUUAUAUUUUUGAUCAACGAUACAAAAGGGAAAUGUAUCUUUGCUGGACUGAUGUACAUUUUAGAACAUAGUCAGUUUUUGUUAAAUGUGAAUCCUUGGUUUAUCAAAAAAUUAGGAUUGGAAUACACUUCUGCAUUGAAUAUAGAACAUGAAGACGCAAGAUAUCAAGGUUUUUACAUUAUUGCAAUUGGGCAAUUCUUGACGACCACAGUGAUGAAAAAUCCCCUAAGCACGGGCUGGAACCCUAAAUUACAUAAGGGAUUUUCAUUAUUGUUUGAUGCUUUUGUGUUUUUAGGAUUGUAUUCAAAUAAAGACGGAUGUAUCACUGCUGUUCAUGCUUUAAGAAGAAAUGCUACAACAGGUGCACUUUAUAUUUACACUCAUAUUGUUUUGAUUGCUAGUAUGCUCCUUUCAGGUAAUGCGGGUAUUACAUUAGCUUCUGAAAUAACUACUGAUUAUCUAGAUCCAAGUAAAAGAGGUGUUUUGAUAUAUUUCCAUGCUGGAAUUUUAGCAGCACUUGGUUCAUUGACUUUGUUGUCAUUAUUGGAUAAGGAUUUAGAUGAACCUGGUCAUCAUAAAGUUAAUAGAAUUAUAAGGAUAAGUGGUAGAAUACCUACUGGAUUGAUAAUGUUGGGUAUAACUUGGGCUGAUCAACUUUUAACAAUCAAAUCUAUCAUGUGGUUGGAUUGUUUAUUCUUGAUGUUGUUGUUCAUUUACGAAUUUCUAGUCAUGAAUUCAUUUGAGUUUCACAACAUUAGAGCAUCAAAGAGUCAAGAGGUAUAG